AUGGGCCCUGUUUGGCACCUCCUGUUGCUGCUCACGCCCCUCCUUUCAGCACAGGUUAGCAUAGUUUCUGAAUUGGGGACUACAGCCGAGUCAGAGGACCCAACGGCGUCCGUUGUGAGUUCUACAGGGGAGUUGGGCACCCCCUACAGCCCCGAUCCCUCAGGGUCGGUCACGACCCCCUCAGAAGCCCCAAAGGAGGACUGGACGUCGGCAGAGAUCUUUCUCUACAGCGGGGACUACUCCGUCUUGGGGAUAGUGGAGUGCGACCGGGCGUACAGUCUCACGGGUCAGAACGGCCCCCUGCCGCGAGGGUUCUAUGGCCCCCUCCGACAGUCCAUGGACGCCCUGGCCAACACGGCCAACUUCCUCAACAUGAUCUUCCAGGCCAGCGACCUGCGGGAGAGCAGUGUGCGAGAGGACAUGGAGUGGUACCACGCCAUGGUGCGCGCCCUUCUGGAGGCCGACCCCCUCAUCCGGCAGGCCCUCCUUACCUUUGACGCCGACCCAGCCUCCACCACCCCCCAGCUUGUGCUCCGCGCCUCCCGGAACCCUGCCCCCCCCAGGUACCAGAACAUCCUCCUCCAGGACCUCUCUAGCCAAUGGGAAAGUCUGCACCUCCCGGCCCCCGCACCCGACGACACCUGGUUCAGCAGUUUCAAGUUUCCCGCCUCCUCCAACCAGCCCACCUCGACCCUAUCUAAAAGAGUCCUCCUCAAUGACCUCAGCACCCUGGACACGCCCAAAUGGGGGCGGGGCGAUAGCUACGUGACCAAUCGCAGCGGGGUGCGCUGGGCCAAUGGGCCAUUCCUAGAGUGUGAGGACGGCCGCUUCCUGCCGGGCUGGCUGCUCACCCUAUCCACUUCCUUCUACGGCCUGAAGCCCGACCUCAGCCCUGAGUUUAGGGGUGUAAUCCGUGUGGAUGUAAACGUACAGGGCUUUGAUGUGAACCAAUGUGACACGGGGGACGCUUGGUUUGCCAACACACACCAGUGCAACCGCACCACCAUGGAGUGUGAGCCAAUCACAGGCCAGGGAUUCAGAUUGGGCCAGUACUGCUGUCGCUGCAAAGAGGGAUACUACAGCCCCCCAAUGGACGAAGGUGGUGCUCUGAACGACAGCGGUGGGGAGGGGGGUGGCGUGUGUUACCCGGCCCUGCCCAUCUGUCUCCCCUGUUGGCCGGGCUGCAGGCGUUGCGAGGACGGCACCCCCUGUUGGGUAGAGGAGGACUGGUUCCUCAGAGCCGGGGUGCUGGCCGUCCAGGGCUUCUUCAUGCUGCUGGUGUUCAUCAGCAUGCUGGUGGCCUACCAGUUCAGACGCAGCAGGAGGAUCCGGGCAUCAGGUCUCCUGCUGUUAGAGACCAUCCUGUUUGGUUCUCUGCUCCUGUACUUCCCGGUUUUCAUCCUGUACUUCAAGCCCAGCACCUUCCGAUGCAUCCUGCUUCGCUGGGUGCGACUUCUGGGCUUUGCCAUAGUCUAUGGAACGGUAACACUGAAGAUAUAUAGGGUUCUCAAGGUGUUCCUGUCGCGCACAGCCCAGAGAGUGCCCUACAUGUCCAGCAUACACCUGCUGAGGUUGCUGGGAGUCAUGGUUGUGACCGUCAGCUGGUUCCUGUGUGCGUGGACCGCGGGCGUUCUACAGAACCGUGACCGUAACGUUCCAUUACUGAUCAUAUCGACCACGUCGGAUGGUCAGGGCUUCAGCCUCUGUGACCUGGACCGCUGGGACUACAUGAUGGCCGUGGCCGAGCUGAUGUUUCUGUGCUGGGGCAGUUUACUGUGCAGUGCUGUGAAGCCCGUGCCCUCAGCCUUCCACGAGCCUCGCUACAUAGGUAUCGCCAUACACAACGAGCUGCUGCUAUCCUCCAUGUUCCACCUGCUACGGUUUGUCAUGCCCUCUCUGCAUCCUGACUGGAUGCUGUUGCUGUUCUUCACCCAUACGCACGUCACUAUCACUGUGACACUCGCCCUGCUCUUCAUACCCAAGUUCCUCUAUGUUUCGAGGGCGGGGAGAGAGGAGAUUGCAGAGGAGGUUUAUGAGGAUGAGGUGGAAUUGCGGCGAUCCGGCUCGUACCUCAACAGCAGUUUUACCUCAGCAGUUUGGAGUGACCACAGCUUGGACCCCGAUGACAUUCGGGAUGAGCUGAAGAAAUUGUAUGGUCAAUUGGAGGUCCACAAGACCAAGAAGAUGACAGCAAACAACCCCCACCUGCAGAAGAAGCGCAGCUCUCGGCGCGGGCUGGGCCGGUCCAUCAUAAAGCGUAUCACUGAGAUCCCAGAGUCCAUGAGUCGACAGUGCAGCCGUGAUGGCAAAGAGGUCAACUUGGGCAGCAGGGAUGUUACGCACACCGAGUCCAGUAAGAGAGCGCCAGAUACUUUUAGCGUAAAUUACAAAGAUCAACCAGUAAAGCAGUCUUCACCAGUGCUGCGUAAAUCUCAAAGUGACUAUGACUAUGUAACCGAUAAAGACCCCUCUUUGCACGACUCCAUGUUAAGGGCGAAUCUAGCUAAGAGAUGCUCACAGCGCUCUGAGACAGACUCGCUAUAUAUGGCACCAUUGGUCUGUAAGUCGGCCAGUGCCCAAAACCUUACAGUUGAUAACAAUCUCCUGCUUCCUGGACCUACCAAGCUACACAAGUCACUGAGUUUAGCGUCCAGUAAAGCCCACAGUCUGGAAGACACCUCUCGGGUAGGCAGAGAUACCCAAAGCGAGCAAGGGCAGUCCCAACAGGAUGUAGCUAUCAAGGAACAGACCUCAAGUGCCCUUGUGCAAUCCCAGUCCUAUGACAAGGCCGAAGUGUGUCCCUGGGAGCUUGCGGAGGAACGCCCUGCCAAUAAGAACCAGCCACACGUUACCUUUGCUCCCUCUGAGGAAGAACCACAGAGCCCAGAGAGUUUAUCAUCACCAAUACUGAAACAUAUUUGCCCCUGGGACCAUUUACCAGUUCCUACCCCAGCAGAAAGUCCUGCUGGGGAUUCACAAGGCGGAGAGGCAGAAUGUGAGUCCCCGAGACCACAGGCUCCCAUCUCCGCUAGUGUACCUGGGUCCCCAAAGGACAUGCGGGUCUUCUCCUUCCGCACUUCCACCCAGAAAUGGCUCUCUGUGAAAUCUUUCGUAGGAUCUGUGGAUGCAAGCAUCAAGGAAAAAUCCAAAAAGGAGACAGCAGGAGAUACGCAAGCCCCACAGAGACAACAAAGCACCAUAGCAGACAUCUGCCCGUGGGAGGUGGAGGAACCAGAGGAGGAUCCAAAGGCGCCUGCACGUCUGAAGAGUCAGAAAAGACUAAAAGCCAGGACAGCACUAAGGCAGAUGUUUGUGUAUGGGAAACUGGUCCAGCUGAAGAGUCAGAAAAGACUAAAAGCCAGGACAGCACUAAGGCAGACAUUUGUCCAUGGGAAGCUGGUCCAGCUGAAGAGCCAGAAAAGACUAAAAGCCAGGACAGCGCUAAGGCAGACAUUUGUCCAUGGGAAGCUGGUCCAGCUGAAGAGCCAGAAAAGACUAAAAGCCAGGACAGCGCUAAGGCAGACAUUUGUCCAUGGGAAACUGGUCCAGCUGAAGAGCCAGAAAAGACUAAAAGCCAGGACAGCGCUAAGGCAGACAUUUGUCCAUGGGAAACUGGUCCAGCUGAAGAGCCAGAAAAGACUAAAAGCCUGGACAGCACCAAGGCAGACAUUUGUCCAUGGGAAGCUGGUCCAGCUGAAGAGUCAGAAAAGACUAAAAGCCAGGACAGCACUAAGGCAGACAUUUGUCCAUGGGAAACUGGUCCAGCUGAAGAGUCAGAAAAAACUAAAAGCCAGGACAGCACCAAGGCAGACAUUUGUCCAUGGGAAACUGGUCCAGCUGAAGUCUCAGAAAAGACUAAAAGCCUGGACAGCACCAAGGCAGACAUUUGUCCAUGGGAAACUGGUCCAGCUGAAGAGCCAGAAAAGACUAAAAGCCAGGACAGCACUAAGGCAGACAUUUGUCCAUGGGAAACUGGUCCAGCUGAAGAAAAAGUCUGCAGAGAAAGAGGAAACUAGGAUUGCCAGUGGCAUACAGGACGUCACAGAGACCCAGGGUGCACUCUCUAUGGAGGGUGACGCUGCAGAACCUGUAGCCGGCAGCACGCAUACGGCAGAGGCAGCCAAAGCUAACAUGCCCCUGGCUCGGCGUGACGCUAUGUGCCCUUGGGAGAUGGAAGGGACCAAACCACCAUCAUCCCCAUCAUCCAUCACAGAACACGACAAUAACUCUGACGUUUUUACAUGGGAGCCUGAAAACAUUCUUGAAGAGGAAGAGGAGGAAGACGAUGCCGAGAGUGCUGCUGAAGCCUUCGUCUUCCCAUCCGACUUCUAA
This is a messenger RNA of Salvelinus namaycush (lake trout), 4332 nucleotides long. RefSeq names its product probable G-protein coupled receptor 158. Bases 1 to 4332 code for a protein of 1443 amino acids. Gene Ontology annotation, cellular component: membrane. NCBI's taxonomy places the organism in Eukaryota, Metazoa, Chordata, Actinopteri, Salmoniformes, Salmonidae. Gene Ontology annotation, biological process: G protein-coupled receptor signaling pathway. The record is from RefSeq and is a predicted model, not a curated record. Gene Ontology annotation, molecular function: G protein-coupled receptor activity. The transcript has 14 exons.